Molecule: messenger RNA, 1332 nt
Organism: Arachis ipaensis
Lineage: Eukaryota; Viridiplantae; Streptophyta; Magnoliopsida; Fabales; Fabaceae
Biological process (GO): proteolysis
Molecular function (GO): aspartic-type endopeptidase activity
Source: RefSeq, a predicted model, not a curated record
AUGGGCGCAACCCCGUUUCAUUGUUCCAUCCUCGAGGUCCGGCUACCAAAGCACUUUGAUAAGCCAACGAACAUGAAGUACGACGGAACCCAAGACCCGCAGGAGCACCUUAUGGCCUUCGAGGCCAGGAUGAACCUGGAGGGAGUGGGAGACGAAGUGAGGUGCCGCGUUUUCCCGGUCACUCUGGCGGGACCUGCAAUACGGUGGUUUAACAGCCCCCUGCAGGGCUCAGUGGCCAGUUUUUCGGACAUUAGCCGCGCUUUCCUAGCCCAAUUUACUACCAGAAUCGCAAAGGCAAAGCACCCGAUCAAUUUUCUCGGGGUGACUCAGAGGUCCGGCGAGCCAACCAGAAAAUAUCUAGACCGGUUCAACGAUGAGUGCUUGGAGAUCGACGGGCUAACUGAUUCGGUAGCUAGUCUAUGUUUGACGAAUGGACUUCUGAACGAGGACUUCAGGAAGCAUCUCACCACGAAGCCGGUGUGGACGAUGCAAGAGAUCCAAAUCGUAGCCAGGGAAUAUAUCAACGAUGAAGAAGUCAGUCAAGUCGUGGCUGCCAACAAGCGGCAGCCCUCCUACAAUCAACCUCGGCAGCACGGUGGCAGAGAAAGGCAGAAGGAGCACAUAGCCGAGAAGGGAAUUUUGUCGAAGCCCCGACCUCUAAAGGACCAAACCGGGGGGAACAAGAGCCUCUAUUGUGAUUAUCAUAAGGGCUAUGGACAUAAGACGCAAGAUUGCUUCGACCUGAAGGACGCGCUAGAACAAGCGAUCCGGGACGAAAAACUAGCCGAAUUCUCCCACCUCAUCAAGGAACCAAGGAGACGAGAUCGCGACCGCGAGGGAGAGGACAAGACCCGUGCAGUGAAGCAACGUCAUGAGCCGGAGGACAACGAACACGGCCUUACCAUAGUGAACGUGGUAACAGCAAGAGACGCUGCUCCAAGGUCAAAGUCGGCACACAAGAAAGACGCCAAAGUCUUGGCGGUUUCAUCAUCUUCCGCGCGAGGCUGCAAGAGGUUUCCACCCAUCUCGUUUGGUCCGAAGGACCAAUGGUUUGAUGAGGUCGUGGAAAACCCUCCCAUGGUCAUCACGGCCAGAGUGGGAACCGGCCUCAUCAAGCAGAUCCUCGUAGACACCGGGGCUGACUCGAAUAUCAUGUUCCGCAACGUGUUCGAUGCCUUGGGUCUACGGGAUGCCGACCUAAAGACUCACCAGCACGGCGUUGUAGGCUUAGGCGACCACUUCAUCAAGCCAGACGGGAUAAUCUCCCUACCGGUAUCCGUAGGACAAGGACAGGGAAGAAGAUCGGCAAUGGCUGAGUUCGUGGUCCUAUGA